AUGAACAAUACGCCAUUGACGUUCAAAUCUUUUCGAUACAUUCUACUGAAAUGCGUAGCGGAGAGAGAUCUCUUCACAGGAAAAUCCCUUCACGCGCUCUACGUGAAAUCCCUUAUAGCUUCUUCCACUUACCUCUCAAACCACUUCGUAAACCUCUACUCCAAAUGUGGUCGCCUUUCCUACGCACGAGCCGCCUUCGACUCCACCGAAGAACCCAAUGUCUUCUCUUACAACGUAAUCGUCAAAGCUUACGCGAAAGACUCGAAAAUCCACAUCGCACGACAGCUGUUCGACGAAAUUCCGCAGCCAGACACCAUUUCCUACAAUACCCUCAUCUCGGGAUACGCUGAUGCCAGAGAAACUGUUCCCGCGAUGAUACUUUUCAAGAAGAUGAGAGAAUUGGGAUUUGAGGUUGAUGGGUUUACGUUAUCAGGAUUGAUAGCAGCUUGUUGUGACCGCGUCGAUUUGAUAAAGCAGCUUCAUUGCUUCUCUGUCUCUGGAGGGUUUGAUUCUUACUCGUCUGUGAAUAACGCAUUCGUUACGUAUUACAGUAAAAACGGGUUUUUGAAAGAGGCGGUUUCGGUGUUUUAUGUGAUGGAUGAGUUAAGAGACGAGGUUUCGUGGAACUCGAUGAUUGUGGUUUACGGGCAGCACAAGGAAGGAGCAAAGGCCUUAGCUUUGUAUAAAGAAAUGAUCUUGAAAGGGUUCAAGAUCGAUAUGUAUACAUUGUCGAGUGUUUUGAAUGCUCUCACGAGCUUGAAUCAUCUGAUCGGUGGCCGUCAGUUCCACGGUAUGCUGAUCAAGGCUGGAUUUCACCAGAACUCGCACGUGGGAAGUGGUUUGAUCGAUUUAUACUCGAAAUGUGGAGGUCGUUACGGUAUGUCUGACUCUGAGAAGGUGUUUCGAGAGAUUCUAUUUCCGGAUUUGGUUAUCUGGAACACGAUGAUUUCUGGGUAUUCGUUGAACGAGGAACUCUCUGAGGAAGCUGUGAAGAGUUUUAGACAGAUGCAACGUGUUGGACAUAGACCUGAUGAUUGUAGUUUUGUCUGUGUCAUAAGUGCGUCCUCAAGUCUCUCCUCUUCUUCUCAAGGGAAGCAGAUUCAUGGCUUGGCGAUUAAAUCUCACAUCCCUUCGAAUAGAAUCUCUGUGAACAACGCGUUGAUUUCGCUGUAUUGCAAGAACGGAAACCUGAAAGACGCAAGGCGGGCGUUUGAUCGUAUGCCAGAGCUUAAUGUUGUAUCUUACAAUUGUAUGAUCAAAGGUUAUGCGCAGCACGGGCGUGUAACAGAGGCUCUGCUUUUAUACCAACAGAUGCUAGACUCGGGUAUUGCGCCUAACAAGAUAACCUUUGUAGCCGUUCUUUCUGCUUGUGUACACUCUGGUAAAGUCGCCGAAGGGCAGAGAUAUUUCAACACCAUGAAGGAAACGUUCAAGAUCGAACCAGAGGCUGAGCACUAUUCUUGUAUGAUCGAUCUUUUGGGACGAGCAGGGAAGCUAGAAGAGGCAGAGAGAUUCAUAGAUGCAAUGCCGUUUAAGCCAGGCUCUGUUGCUUGGGCCGCGUUGCUUAAUGCUUGUAGAAAACACAAAAACAUGGCUCUUGCGGAGAGAGCAGCUAAUGAGCUUAUGGUGAUGCAACCAUUAGCUGCAACGCCGUAUGUGAUGCUAGCAAACAUGUAUGCAGAUGCAGGCAAAUGGGAAGAUGUGGCUGCUGUGAGGAAAUCGAUGAGGGAGAAAAGGAUACGGAAAAAACCGGGUUGUAGUUGGAUCGAAGUGAAGAAGAAGGAGCAUGUGUUUGUAGCGGAAGAUUGGUCUCACCCGAUGAUAAGGGAAGUUUAUGAGUAUUUAGAGGAGAUGAUGAAGAAGAUGAAGAAAGCUGGGUAUGUGAUGGAUAAGAAAUGGGCAAUGGUGAAGGAGGACGAGGCAGGGGAAGGAGAAGAAGAGAAACGGUUAGGACAUCACAGCGAGAAGCUAGCGGUGGCUUUUGGGUUGAUGUCGACAAGAGAAGGAGAGGAAAUAGUUGUGAAGAAGAAUCUUAGGAUAUGUGGAGAUUGUCACAAUGCGAUCAAGUUUAUGUCUGCAGUUGCUGGUAGAGAGAUCAUUGUAAGGGAUACUCUUAGGUUCCAUUGCUUCAAAGAUGGCAAGUGUUCGUGCAGUGAUUAUUGGUGAUAAUUAUCAUUUAAUUGAAUAGGAACAAUUGUGUUGACGGAUACAACAUUGGAAGCA
Molecule: messenger RNA, 2223 nt
Organism: Eutrema salsugineum
Lineage: Eukaryota; Viridiplantae; Streptophyta; Magnoliopsida; Brassicales; Brassicaceae
Product: pentatricopeptide repeat-containing protein At3g49710
Exons: 1
Coding region: 1-2166 (721 amino acids)
Biological process (GO): RNA modification
Molecular function (GO): protein binding; zinc ion binding; RNA binding
Source: RefSeq, a predicted model, not a curated record